Poecilia reticulata (guppy) is the source of this 841-nucleotide messenger RNA. The record is from RefSeq and is a predicted model, not a curated record. NCBI's taxonomy places the organism in Eukaryota, Metazoa, Chordata, Actinopteri, Cyprinodontiformes, Poeciliidae.
AUGUACAGAAACUUACCUCCGAGCUACGGGUCCGUCCCUGGCGAAAGAUUUCCCUUCAUCUGUACCCUCGUCGAAGGCAUGCGGUUCUGUAAAGACAUACCUGCCAGGCGUGAGGGCAAUCUCAUCUGCACGUUACCCGCUCCCCACCUGGAUCCACUUGCUUCGACCCGUAACGGUAGUCAGUGUGUUAACUGGAACGCAUACUACAACAUAUGUCGUAUUAGUGGACAAAACCCAAACUUGAACUCUAUAAACUUUGACAACAUCGGCUACUCCUGGAUCGCCGUUUUCCAGUCUGUCACACUGGAAGGCUGGUCUGACAUAAUGUACUAUGUGAUGGACGCACACUCCUGGUGGAGUUUUGCGUAUUUCGUCGUCCUCACAAUUGUAAGUUUCUGUCUGUAUGAGCUGGCAAUCUAUGGAGUCUCAAAAAAGCCUCAGGGCAAAAGGUUGUAGUGAAAAAUGGACAUUUCGUAUGCGAUGCUCAACAACUGAGAUUUUCCCGUCUGUAAAUGAUUCGUUAAGUAGUUUUUUUUAGAUCAUAGGGUUUUUUUUUUUUUUUGCGCGCUACCUCACAUUAGUAUUGCAAUAAGUUUUAUGUUCCAUUGCAAUAAAUUAGCAAAUACACCCUAUUUUGUAUACAGUCAGUACUAACAAAUGCUAAUUUAAAAUGGUACACCUUUAAAGAGCACGCUUGUACAUUCUUAACUCUUUGGUUAAAAUGAACGUGUUAACUGCGUAUUCAUAGAACUGCACGUGACAACAGCCCAUUGUUAACUAUUCGGGUAAAUAAACACAAAAAAGACACAAUCAAAACUGUCAGAUGGAUUUAUUACCCCAU